Condylura cristata (star-nosed mole) is the source of this 1285-nucleotide messenger RNA. It is a transcript of the gene RND2, whose product is annotated as Rho family GTPase 2. The record is from RefSeq and is a predicted model, not a curated record. The transcript has 5 exons. The coding region runs from base 61 to 750 and encodes 229 amino acids. Gene Ontology annotation, biological process: small GTPase-mediated signal transduction. NCBI's taxonomy places the organism in Eukaryota, Metazoa, Chordata, Mammalia, Eulipotyphla, Talpidae. Gene Ontology annotation, molecular function: GTPase activity; GTP binding.
GGAGGCGGCAGCGCGGCCCGGGAGGGGGGCUGUGCUGGGGGCCGGCGCGUAGCCGGCACUAUGGAGGGACAGAGCGGCCGCUGCAAAAUCGUGGUGGUAGGGGACGCGGAGUGCGGCAAGACGGCGCUGCUGCAGGUGUUCGCCAAGGACGCCUACCCCGGGAGUUAUGUCCCCACCGUGUUUGAGAACUACACCGCGAGCUUUGAGAUCGACAAGCGCCGCAUAGAGCUCAACAUGUGGGACACUUCAGGUUCCUCGUACUAUGAUAACGUCCGGCCCCUGGCCUAUCCUGAUUCAGACGCUGUGCUCAUCUGCUUCGACAUUAGCCGACCAGAAACUCUGGACAGUGUCCUCAAGAAGUGGCAAGGUGAGACUCAGGAGUUUUGCCCCAAUGCCAAGGUUGUGCUGGUUGGCUGUAAACUGGACAUGCGGACCGACCUGGCCACACUGAGGGAGCUGUCCAAGCAGAGGCUUAUCCCUGUCACACAUGAGCAGGGCACUGUGCUGGCCAAGCAGGUAGGGGCCGUGUCCUACGUGGAGUGCUCCUCCCGGUCCUCCGAGCGUAGCGUCAGGGACGUCUUCCACGUGGCCACAGUGGCCUCCCUUGGUCGCGGCCAUCGGCAGCUUCGCCGUACCGACUCACGCCGGGGACUCCAGAGAUCAGCCCAGCUGGCGGGACGGCCAGACCGGGGGACCGUGGCUGAAGGCGAGAUACACAAGGAUCGAGCCAAGAGCUGCAACCUCAUGUGAGGGCCCAGGGUGGGGUGGUGUGAGGGAGGGCACACUUGUUCCCCUGCCUGUACCAGGGUUUCUGACCUCCUCAUUCUGGCUGGGACUUCAGGGCAGGCCUCAUGAGCCAUCCUGAGCAGGGAGCUGCAGGCAGAGGGUGCCAGCAUUCCUCACAUCUUCACCCCCCUCCUCUCUACAGGAAGUUGAGAGAGUAGCAGGGCUGGCAUCUGGGCCGAGAGCUGGAUAGGCAGGGGGUUGGGGAAACUGGCAUCAAGCAGUGACCUUGACUGUCUCAGAAUAUGAAGGGUGCCUUCCCUCCGCCCCUGUGACAUCUCCCAGUCCUGGCUUCCUUCCCUAAGGAAAGUGUCAUGCUUUGACCUUCCCUUUUUCUCUCCUCUCACUUCUCCAGCUGAUCUUAAUCAUUCUAACCUCCAGGCAACAUGCACUAAAUUACAAAGCAAGUUGAGAAGCCCCUCACUGGUCUAUACCCACCAACCCUACCUUCUCCCCUUCCCUCUCCAAUAGUCACCAAUAAAGCCCAUGUCCUUGGGAAAUG